UCGCUUUGGGGAACCCAGCUUGCAGCCAAUGAACCCGCCUUCCAGAUUGGUGUGAAGACAGAACUUCGUUUUAGGCGUAGCACAGCCAGGCAGAAGAAAAUGGGGCAAAGCGUGCUCCGGGCGGUCUUCUUUUUAGUCCUGGGGCUUUUGGGUCAUUCUCACGGAGGAUUCCCCAACACCAUCAGCAUAGGUGGACUUUUCAUGAGAAACACGGUUCAGGAGCACAGCGCUUUCCGCUUUGCUGUGCAGUUAUACAACACCAACCAGAACACCACUGAGAAGCCCUUCCAUUUGAAUUACCACGUAGACCACUUGGAUUCCUCCAAUAGUUUUUCUGUGACUAAUGCUUUCUGCUCCCAGUUCUCCAGAGGGGUGUAUGCUAUCUUUGGAUUCUAUGACCAGAUGUCAAUGAACACCCUGACCUCCUUCUGUGGGGCCCUACACACAUCUUUUGUCACACCUAGCUUUCCCACUGAUGCAGAUGUGCAGUUCGUCAUCCAGAUGCGCCCAGCCCUGAAGGGUGCCAUUCUGAGUCUUCUCGGUUACUACAAGUGGGAGAAGUUUGUGUACCUCUACGACACAGACCGAGGGUUUUCCAUUCUACAAGCAAUUAUGGAGGCAGCAGUGCAAAACAACUGGCAAGUGACAGCAAGGUCUGUGGGAAACAUAAAGGACGUCCAGGAAUUCAGACGCAUCAUUGAAGAAAUGGACAGAAGGCAGGAAAAACGAUACUUGAUUGACUGUGAAGUCGAAAGGAUUAACACAAUUUUGGAACAGGUUGUGAUCCUGGGGAAGCAUUCAAGAGGCUAUCACUACAUGCUUGCUAACCUGGGUUUUACUGACAUUUUACUGGAAAGAGUCAUGCAUGGGGGAGCCAACAUUACAGGUUUCCAGAUUGUCAACAAUGAAAACCCAAUGGUUCAGCAGUUCAUACAGCGCUGGGUGAGACUGGAUGAAAGGGAAUUCCCUGAAGCCAAGAAUGCACCACUGAAGUAUACAUCUGCGCUGACACAUGACGCAAUAUUGGUCAUAGCAGAAGCCUUCCGAUACCUGAGGAGACAGAGAGUGGAUGUCUCCCGCAGAGGCAGUGCUGGAGACUGCUUAGCAAAUCCCGCUGUGCCCUGGAGUCAAGGAAUUGAUAUUGAGAGAGCUCUGAAAAUGGUGCAAGUACAAGGAAUGACUGGAAACAUCCAAUUUGACACUUAUGGGCGUAGGACAAAUUAUACCAUUGAUGUCUAUGAGAUGAAAGUCUCAGGUUCUCGAAAAGCUGGUUACUGGAACGAAUAUGAAAGGUUUGUGCCCUUCUCAGAUCAACAAAUCAGCAAUGACAGCUCAUCCUCAGAGAACCGGACCAUUGUAGUGACUACCAUUCUGGAAUCACCAUAUGUGAUGUAUAAAAAGAAUCAUGAGCAGCUGGAAGGAAAUGAGCGCUAUGAAGGCUACUGUGUUGAUUUAGCCUAUGAAAUAGCCAAACACGUAAGGAUCAAAUACAAAUUGUCCAUUGUCGGUGAUGGGAAAUAUGGCGCCAGAGAUCCAGAGACUAAAAUAUGGAAUGGCAUGGUUGGGGAACUUGUCUAUGGAAGAGCUGAUAUAGCUGUUGCUCCACUCACUAUAACACUGGUCCGUGAAGAAGUCAUAGAUUUCUCAAAGCCAUUUAUGAGCUUGGGAAUCUCCAUCAUGAUAAAGAAGCCUCAGAAAUCAAAGCCAGGCGUCUUUUCAUUCCUGGAUCCUUUGGCUUAUGAAAUCUGGAUGUGCAUUGUCUUCGCUUACAUUGGAGUCAGUGUAGUUCUCUUCCUAGUCAGCAGAUUUAGCCCUUAUGAGUGGCACUUGGAAGACAACAAUGAAGAACCUCGUGACCCACAAAGCCCUCCUGAUCCUCCCAAUGAAUUUGGAAUAUUUAACAGUCUUUGGUUUUCCUUGGGUGCUUUCAUGCAGCAAGGAUGUGAUAUUUCUCCAAGAUCACUUUCUGGGCGCAUUGUUGGAGGGGUUUGGUGGUUCUUCACCCUGAUCAUAAUCUCUUCCUACACUGCAAACCUUGCUGCUUUCCUGACUGUGGAGAGGAUGGUGUCCCCCAUAGAGAGCGCUGAAGACUUAGCCAAGCAGACUGAAAUUGCAUAUGGGACCCUGGACUCUGGUUCAACAAAAGAAUUUUUCAGACGAUCCAAAAUUGCUGUGUAUGAGAAAAUGUGGUCUUACAUGAAAUCCGCAGAGCCAUCUGUGUUUACCAAAACAACAGCUGACGGGGUAGCCCGAGUUCGGAAGUCCAAGGGAAAGUUCGCCUUCCUGCUGGAGUCGACCAUGAACGAGUACAUUGAGCAGAGAAAGCCGUGCGAUACGAUGAAAGUUGGUGGAAAUCUGGAUUCCAAAGGCUAUGGUGUGGCAACCCCUAAAGGCUCAGCAUUAAGAAAUGCUGUUAACCUGGCAGUAUUAAAACUGAAUGAGCAAGGCCUCUUGGACAAAUUGAAAAACAAAUGGUGGUACGACAAAGGAGAGUGCGGCAGCGGGGGCGGUGACUCCAAGGACAAGACCAGUGCUCUAAGCCUGAGCAAUGUGGCAGGCGUGUUCUAUAUACUUGUCGGAGGUCUGGGCCUGGCCAUGAUGGUGGCUUUGAUAGAAUUCUGUUACAAAUCACGGGCAGAGUCCAAACGCAUGAAACUCACAAAGAACACCCAAAACUUUAAGCCUGCUCCUGCCACCAACACUCAGAAUUACGCUACAUACAGAGAAGGCUACAACGUGUAUGGAACAGAAAGUGUUAAGAUCUAGGGAUCCCUUCCCACCGGAAGCAUGCAAUGAGAGGAAAUCACUGAAAACGUGGCUGCUUCAAGGAUCCUGAGCCAGAUUUCACUCUCCUUGGUGUCGGGCAUGACACGAAUAUUGCUGAUGGUGCAAUGACCUUUCAAUAGGAAAAACUGAUUUUUUUUUUCCUUCAGUGCCUUAUGGAACACUCUGAGACUUGCGACAAUGCAAACCAUCAUUGAAAUCUUUUUGCUUUGCUUGAAAAAAAAUUAAAAUAAAACCAACAAAAAAUGGACAUGCAAGAUUCUAGUAUGCGAAAAAAUCUUAUUAAAAACAUCAAUUCAACAAAAGCCAUUCUUUGAUACCACUGCGCACCACACAAAACCAUGUUCGUUAACACACACACACACACGCACACUCUCUCUCUCUCUCACACACACACACACGCACACACUCUCUCUCUCUCUCUCACACACACACACACGCACACACUCUCUCUCUCACACACACACACACACGCACACACGCAGACAUGCACAUACGUAUACACACUCACACGUACAAAUUUAUUCGAAUUCAGCAAAUAGACCCAUCUUAGCUAAAAGAAGAAUUCCUCCUGAUUUAAAAAAAAAUCUGUCUCCCAGUGUUCGGGCAGACAGACUGGCAUUUCUUCUAGGAUCUGCAGAUCAGAUGUUUUUGGUAUUUCCUGUUGGUGGUGAUGUUCUGUGCACCUAUUUCCUUUUGAUGUUGCUGAAUUGUGUAAAUCUUUAGAAUGUAAAUGUGACACUUAAGAAAAUUCAAAUGCUUUGGGAAAGAGACUGAAUGGUGACUUAGUGUUCUUGCAAUGGUUUUGUGAAAAAAAAAAAUGUUUGGAGAACUCCCCAUAGUGGAGGUGAAGGGAUUAAUAGAGCUUUUGAAAUCGGCUUCUGUGUGUACCCCGGGGCAGGGCACUAUCAGGCAUACCUCUCGGUGCUUUCCUAAAACGGAUCCCGGAGCUUUCCAAGAAGCCUGGAAUUAGAGCUCACAGAUCUGUUUUUCUUGCUUCAGUGUGCAUUUUAAGUCAAUAUAGCCGAGUAGUCGAAUAGUAAGCAUUGAGGUGAGGGAAAUGUUGCCUAUUCUCCCAGAUGUGUUUGGAAUAUCUUUCUCAGAAAACAACACUGUGUUUAGCUCUGCUUUCUCUGCUAAGUAUGCCUUUUAAGUGUACAACACGGACACAGGACCGUGUUGCAAGGCAGGCCAGUGGAUUCAGACCACAGUUCUCAAUCUGACUUUACUCUUGCUAGGUCUGUUUUACCAGCUGUUGCCUGUUACCGCCUGCCUGUGGCUCUCCGUCAGACUGCAUGUGUCCUUUUCUAGUUUGCAAAGACUAAGACGCAUUCCUAAACCUAUUGCUAACCUGAGGGACCUAAGUAAGCAUCACUCCCAGGUCCUUGCUUGGAGCAGUUUCUCUACUGACUCACCGAAGAUCGCCCCACUGCUCCAUGGGCUCUCAAGUAACUAAUUGCAAACCUGCUGUUGGCAUCACCAGACCAGUCAGAGGAAAUAGUCUCCGCUCACUAAUUACCUCCUAUAUAACGACGUAUGCUUUAUGUAGUUCAGUAGUAUGCUCUCAUCAGUAACGUGCAUUGGAAAGUUUCCAGACUGUACAAAUUAGGAGCCCACCUCCAUUUCCCAAGUGUGACCCUUAGAUGCUUAGUUGACUCGCUGCACAUUUGCUCUCGUCUUUAGAAAAGAAAGGAAGAGGUCUCGUUCCAAUGAAACAUUUCCGGAAAGGUGUAAUAUAAACUUUCAUUCCAGAAAGUGUGUCAUGAGCAAAUAACUCACCUGUCAGAUUUCUAAAUGGUAUUGAACACAAAAGAAAGCUGUUGUGUUUUGUUUUGUUUUGUUCUCAUGAAACUGUGAUCUUUCAACUUAUGAAUGCUGUAAUUGUCCCAGUGCGGGAAGCUAACGCUGUGUGAAUAUGAAGUUGUAUAAAGCAAACCAACCGACCUAUACACAAACACUUUUCAUAGGCACUGUAUAAAGAGAAAUGUAUGUUUAUUGACUCAAAUCAGUUUUUCAGAGAGGAAACUUUACUGAGAUUAAGAAGCGGGUAAAUUGGUUUGUUAUUUAAAAAAAAAAAACUUGCAUGUUUAAAAAAAAUGUUGAUUGCUUCAAAUUUCUGCUAUUAACUUCAAGCUAUGGGAGUUUGGCGGUAGUCAAUUGAGGAUUUUUUUCCAAUUCUUUCCUUUUUGUUGUUAAAGCUGUACUUCAGUGAACAGAAAAAUUGCCAAGCAAACUAAUGGCCGUAAAAGUGUAAAUUGCAUGUGUGGGCAUAAUUACCGAACCUCAUUGCCAUGAGGUAUUGUACAAAGUUUUAAUACAUUUUGUAAAUAAAAUUGUAAAGAAAGAA
Rattus rattus (black rat) is the source of this 5131-nucleotide messenger RNA. RefSeq names its product glutamate ionotropic receptor AMPA type subunit 3 (gene Gria3). Gene Ontology annotation, cellular component: AMPA glutamate receptor complex; dendritic spine; plasma membrane. The record is from RefSeq and is a predicted model, not a curated record. Lineage: Eukaryota; Metazoa; Chordata; Mammalia; Rodentia; Muridae. Bases 100 to 2766 code for a protein of 888 amino acids. The transcript is spliced from 17 exons. Gene Ontology annotation, biological process: monoatomic ion transport; modulation of chemical synaptic transmission; synaptic transmission, glutamatergic. Gene Ontology annotation, molecular function: AMPA glutamate receptor activity; transmitter-gated monoatomic ion channel activity involved in regulation of postsynaptic membrane potential.